This is a messenger RNA of Malassezia vespertilionis, 492 nucleotides long. It is a transcript of the gene EGD1, whose product is annotated as Nascent polypeptide-associated complex subunit beta. The transcript is spliced from 3 exons. Bases 1 to 492 code for a protein of 163 amino acids. NCBI's taxonomy places the organism in Eukaryota, Fungi, Basidiomycota, Malasseziomycetes, Malasseziales, Malasseziaceae. The record is from RefSeq and is a predicted model, not a curated record. Gene Ontology annotation, cellular component: nascent polypeptide-associated complex; cytosol.
AUGGUCGUGGAUCAACAGAAGCUUGCUAAGCUGCAAGCCGCUACGCGUGCCGGUGGAAAAGGCGCUCCGCGCCGCAAGGUUGUCAAGAAGCCUAAGGGCGCUGUUGCUGGCGGUGAAGACCCCAAGCUCCAGGCCGGGUUGAAGAAACUCGCGGUGCAGCCGCUGUCGGGCAUUGAGGAGGUGAACAUGUUCAAGGAGGACGGCAAUGUGCUCCACAUUGCUUCGCCGAAAGUGCACGGCGCUUUGGCUUCCAACACGUUGGCCGUGUACGGCAAGGCACAGAACAAGGAGCUGACCGAGCUCGUGCCCGGCAUCCUCAGCCAGCUCGGCCCCGAAUCGCUUGCUAGCCUUCGCAAGCUCGCUGAAAGCUACCAGGCUAUGAAUUCGCAGCAUAACGCUGCACAGGAUGCCGAGGGUGAAGACGUCCCUGCUGUGUCUGGCAACUUUGACGAGGUCGAGCAGGCCAACACCGAAAUCGACCAGCUCGACUAG